CUCGUUUAUAUAAAGGGACCGAACCAAACUUGCUUUCCUCACCACCUCUUCGUGUCACUUAACUAGUAGCAGCUAAUCCAUCGAUCGACUUGGCUGUCCAAAGAUGGAGCCAAGAAAGGGUGCAGAAGCAAGAGGCUUCGAUGAAAGGGUUUAUGAUUCUUCUGUGGAUCAUAAAGGAAGGAUUCCUCUCCGUGCCUCCACCGGUGUUUGGAAAGCUUCUCUUUUUAUCUUUGCAAUUGAAUUUAGUGAGAGGCUGAGUUACUUUGGAAUAGCAACAAGCUUGAUCAUUUACCUGACAAAGGUGAUGCAUCAAGACCUGAAAACGGGUGCCAGGAGCGUAAACUAUUGGUCUGGUGUCACCACCUUGAUGCCUCUGCUUGGGGGCUUUGUUGCUGAUGCUUACUUGGGUCGAUUCUCCACUGUUUUUUUUUCCUCCAUAGCCUAUCUUCUGGGUUUGAUUCUCUUAACAUUGUCCCAAUUCCUACCAAGUCUCAAGGCAUGUGAUGCAGACAUUUGUCCAGAACCAAGGAAGGUUCAUGAAGUGGUCUUCUUUCUUGCUAUCUACUUGAUCUCUAUGGGAACUGGAGGACAUAAACCCUCUUUAGAGAGUUUUGGAGCCGACCAAUUUGAUGAUGAUCACAGUGAAGAAAGAAAGAAAAAGAUGUCGUAUUUCAACUGGUGGAACUUUGGCCUCUGCUGUGGUCUCCUACUUGGUGUAACAUUAAUUGUUGAUGUACAGGACCAUAUCAGCUGGGGUGUUGCAGAUAUUAUUCUCACCGCAGUUAUGGCUCUCACGCUAGUCAUCUUCAUUGUAGGAAGGCCAUUUUACCGUUAUAGGGUGCCAACGGGCAGCCCCUUGACCCCUAUGUUGCAGGUUCUUGUUGCUGCCAUAAAGAAAAGAAACCUGCCAAAUCCUUCCAAUCCUGCCGAUCUCCAUGAAGUACCCAAGUCGCAGAUGGACCAAGGGAGGCUUCUUUGCCAUACCCAUAAGCUCAAAUUUCUAGACAAAGCGGCUAUUGUGGAAGAGACAGAAAAUGCUGCCGAGAAGCAAAGUCCUUGGAGACUUGCAACUGUGACCAAGGUGGAGGAAAUGAAGCUUAUUCUCAACAUAAUCCCAAUAUGGCUAGCUGCCUUACCAUUUGGAAUUUGUGUAGCACAAGCCUCCACAUUCUUCAUCAAGCAAGGCACCACGUUGAACCGAAAGAUUGGAAAUGGUUUUGAGAUUCCUCCGGCCUCCAUUUACUCACUUGCUGCCAUUGGAAUGAUAAUAUCCGUCACCAUUUAUGAGAAGGUCCUAGUGCCAAUACUAAGAAGGAUGACAGGAAACGAGCGAGGCAUCAAAAUCCUUCAAAGAAUUGGCUUUGGAAUGCUUUUCUCAAUUGCAACAAUGGUUGUUUCAGCCUUGGUGGAGAGAAAGAGGCUACGUGUUGUGGAGAAGGAUCCGCUGAAGGGUUCACUAUCAAUGGGUGUAUUUUGGUUGGCUCCACAAUUUCUGAUCAUAGGCAUAGGAGAUGGAUUUACACUAGUGGGGUUGCAAGAGUACUUCUAUGAUCAAGUUCCUGAUUCCAUGAGGAGCUUAGGCAUUGCCUUCUACCUUAGUGUGAUUGGAGCUGCAAACUUUCUUAGUAGUCUGCUAAUAACGGUUGUGGAUCAUGUUACAGAGAAAUAUGGGAAGAGUUGGUUUGGGAAGGACCUAAACAGUAGUCGAUUAGACAAUUUUUACUGGCUAUUAGCGGGCAUUACCACAGCAAAUAUGAUAACCUAUGUGUUGUUGGCCAGGCGAUAUUCUUAUAAAAAUGUGAAUAGGAGCAUGGCUGUGGCUGAUUACUGUGGGGAUGAUUGGGCAAGCUCUGUGGCUUGAAAUGGAAAUUUCCCAAGUCGUGUAUAAAUAACAUGUCUUAUAAUGCAUUUACUUGGAAUCUUAA
Messenger RNA from Hevea brasiliensis (rubber tree), 1925 nucleotides. Its product is annotated as protein NRT1/ PTR FAMILY 5.6. The transcript is spliced from 4 exons. The coding region runs from base 104 to 1861 and encodes 585 amino acids. Gene Ontology annotation, biological process: transmembrane transport; dipeptide transport. The record is from RefSeq and is a predicted model, not a curated record. Gene Ontology annotation, cellular component: membrane. Gene Ontology annotation, molecular function: dipeptide transmembrane transporter activity; tripeptide transmembrane transporter activity. Lineage: Eukaryota; Viridiplantae; Streptophyta; Magnoliopsida; Malpighiales; Euphorbiaceae.